GUGGGGUGUGUGGCGAAACGGGAGAAGAGACUUCUCAGGUUUGCCCGUUUAGAGAUGGAGUAGACCCCGAUGAUUUCGAAAAGGGGUUUGAGCUAGUUCCAAGUACACCGGAAGAGACUCAAAAUAUUCGCAUCAUGCAUGAAGAUGGUAGACCACAUAAAAUAGUUGGCAAUAUAAAUUUGGUAGCAAAGGGCCAGACCAUAAUUGGAUAUGACGGACAUUGUCGAGGCCAUAACCAUAUCAAUUUGGGAAUAUUUAAUGCAGACGGCGAGCGCGUUUUUCAAAACAGAGAGGAUCGAGCAGAUAUUUGGAGAGUUGAUUUUCGACAGGCUAGAGACUGGGGUGUAUAUGAACCCUCGCCAAGUGAUCCACCCCUUCCUGACAGCUAUUACAUGGGCACUCCACAAUAUCCUAGGAGACUCUCACAAAGAAGCGAAGGCGGAGACACAGAAAGAGAUAGAUCCAGAAGCAGAGCCAGAAACAGAUCCACAGACAGAGCCAGGGACAGAUCCAGGGACAGAUCCAGAGACACAUCCAGAGACAGAGCCACAGUCAGAGGCCGAGGCAGACCCCCAGGCAGAGGCAGAGUUACAGGUAGUGGAAGUUCUGGCAGGGGCGGAAACAAUGCUCCCCCCACCACUAGCCCUUAGACACGUUCCGGGAUAGGAAGUCGUCAUAACACUUGCGCGCCCACUCCGUUUGAACACUACCAGAACAGAUU
Belonocnema kinseyi is the source of this 721-nucleotide messenger RNA. RefSeq names its product pre-mRNA-splicing factor CWC25-like. The record is from RefSeq and is a predicted model, not a curated record. NCBI's taxonomy places the organism in Eukaryota, Metazoa, Arthropoda, Insecta, Hymenoptera, Cynipidae. The transcript has 2 exons. Bases 135 to 650 code for a protein of 171 amino acids.